This is a messenger RNA of Acanthosepion pharaonis, 462 nucleotides long. NCBI's taxonomy places the organism in Eukaryota, Metazoa, Mollusca, Cephalopoda, Sepiida, Sepiidae. The record is from the annotation of a GenBank genome assembly.
AUGAAAUUCCUGCUAAUCACAUUACCGCCACAGAACACCAAUUCCCAUCAUUCGCAUUUUAGUCUUCAAGUAAAGGAACAUACGUAUAUCGUAAACAUUUUAUUUUCUUUCUUUCUUUCUUUCUUUCUUUCUUUCUUUCUUUCUAUCUACCUAUCUAUCUCAGUCUGCUCAUAUCUAUGUCAGUCUUUUCAUAACUAUCUCAGUUUGUUCAUAUCUAUCUAUCUAUCUAUCUAUCUAUCUAUCUAUCUAUCUAUCUAUUUGUUCAUAUCUAUUAAUGUCUGUCUGAUAUCUAUCUAUCUAUCUAUCUAUCUAUCUAUCUGUUCAUAUCUAUUAAUGUCUGUGAUAUCUAUCUAUCUAUCUAUCUAUCUAUCUAUCUAUCUAUCUGUUCAUAUAUAUUCAUGUCUGUCUGAUAUCUAUCUAUCUAUCUAUCUAUCUAUCUAUCUAUCUGUUCAUAUCUAUUAA